Messenger RNA from Pseudo-nitzschia multistriata, 3141 nucleotides. The record is from the annotation of a GenBank genome assembly. NCBI's taxonomy places the organism in Eukaryota, Bacillariophyta, Bacillariophyceae, Bacillariales, Bacillariaceae.
CACAGAAAAAUGAUUCUACAGACAAGAGUUAUCUGAACAUGUUGUGAAGUUGUAGAUAAGGGGGCUUCUUUACUAUUGCUUAGUAUCAUGCUGUUUAAUAUUGGUGGCCCGAUGCAGCUGCCUUUUGUCCGAGUUCGAAGUGCUUGGUUCUCUUGUGGCACAAUUGCUUCUUGGUCUUACAUUUCUUACAUUCCAGACGGAGAACAAUCUUACGCGUGGUCUUCGCCUUCUUGUGGAAGACGGGCUUGGUUUGUCCACCGAAUCCCAUUUGCUUGGAAUCGUAACGUCUCUUUCCCUGGGCGAAGUUAGACGCCUUUCCGGCCUUGUAUUGUGUGACCUUGUGGAGGGAAUGCUUCUUGCAUUUUCCAGCGCAGUAAGUUCUGCGUUCUUUAGGAACAUUAACCAUGAUUUCUUUUUUGUUUCUGCAGUUGUGAGAUUUGGAUGUCGUACGGGGGGAACGGGUUCGAGAGAAAUUUUAGUUAGCAAUACAUUUGGAGAGGAAAGAUCUGAUAUACAACCAUCUCAAAAAAGACACAGGGAUUCUCUAUGAAAAGGUAGGCCCGGAGGUAGUAAACCCCAUUGCAGAGACCCUGGCGUUCUACACAGUUCGUAUCAGCGCCAACGCCGACGCCGACGCCGCAGCAAUUCCCCCAUUCUCAGCUCGUUGCCUUUUCAAAAGUUUCCCACACUCACGACCUUCAAUAUCCUUCACCUAUGAGAUAACACUAAAUACGUAAUCAACAACUAUUGGCUUCGUAACCCCAAUAACAUACUCACACUUUACAAGACACUAAAAGAGAAUGCUGUUCUAGAUCCCGACUCUAUCUUGGUCGAACGAUGAUGCAUGCGAUGCUCGAUGAAGACGUUCUGUCCUUGUUUCCGUUCUUGAGCAUUCCGGUAGAACUACAGUAAAGUUGUGCUAGUACAAAAGGUAAAAGGUAUUCAUACUGAGGGAGGUCAGACGGUAUUUGUCCAGUCUGAUACAUUGAUCCCGAAUUAUGGCCCCCUCCCCCUUUUAACUAUUGCUACCUGUUCCGGUAGAGUCUUCAUCAUUUCUUUUUUGCGUUACAAUUAAAUUUGCAAUAGCAUACAAGUUCGUACUACGAGUACUAAAAAGCAGUACCUGGUACUUCAUACGUACGAAUACCAGCAUUCGUACGGUACAAGUAGAUGCAACCGAGAGAAUCCGACACCUUCUGAAACUCACUCGAGAAUGACAAAAACAGAUCAAAGUACUACCGGUACAAGUAACUCGCUUCAUGAUACGAUACGUAAUAGAGCGAUAUCUGUCGUCGUCACUAGCAGUGUCUUAGAUUGAGGAAUCCUAACAGAGUUAAGAAGCAACAACCUAUAACUGCACAAUACUGUCCUGCGCAAUGCCGUCUGUUCCCACCGUACAACCAGAUGCACGCAGCACCCUUGUAUCAUUCACAGAAGAUCACAUCACCCAGUUGAUCCGUGAGGCGGUCCAGGUUCAACACCACUGCAAACGCGCUCGGUUCCACCUGUCGAAUGACAAAGAUACUAAGGCGAGUUCUAUCGGCAAUGUAGCUGGUGCGAGCACGACCAGCAAAAGCAAAGGCCGUGUGGGGAUGCUUCGGCGUCGAUUGCACGCCGAUGACAUUAAUAUGGCGUUGCAAUGGCGAGGGUCGGAAAAGAUUUAUGCCACGGGGAUUGUUGGGGGGGGUCGAUUUGUGAACUUGUCCUCGCGUGACGACAAAAAAGUUCUAUUGGAGGACUAUUUGAAAAGUGAAAUGAAAAUGAGACCGCCGCAAGAAGUAGGAUUAACCUUGCAUUGGCUUGCUGUCGACGGAGUUCAACCUAACGUUUCACAGAAUCCACCUGGGACGGGUGUUGGUGGUAGUGCAAAUGCCAACAAACGGAAACAAUCUGCUGUCCAUUUAGUUGACGAUGUUGACGAAGACGAAGACGGUUCUCGGGGAGUUCAAGUCACUCAAUUGCUUCCUCGACUCUUGAGCGAAGAAUUGAGAUUGUACUUUUCACGAAUUACCGAAGCCGUGGAACGCGGAGGAGCAACCCCCGUAACACGACAGCAGCAAGAUACAGCGUUGGCAUCGUUGAUUCGAGACCCUGGCUUGCAGGAACUUAUACCAUUUAUGAUUAAUUACGUGACCAAGAAUUUAUUCAAACACUUGGGAAAUCCUGAACAUUGUCGAACCUUGAUUCGGAUGGCCCAAGCUUUGUUGGGGAAUCCUCACAUCCAUCUCGAACUUUACGUAAGUGGAAACAGUUGAAAAUUUCAGCGAUCAAAUGAUCUCUGGCUUGAACUAUUUUUACAAAUCUGUUGAAUCGAUUUUUUUCUAAAACUCGGCGAAUCCUAUUUCAGUUGCAUCAACUCUUGCCUGCAAUCUUGACGAUGGUUGUGGCAGAACGACUAUCAUCUAAUCCAUUUGAUAAUCACUGGAUACUUCGAUACGAGGCGGCGCUUUGCCUGGUACAAGCUUGCAAUCUGUAGGUAGAAUGUUCAAAAUAUAAAAUACUCGCCCUUUUGCGAAUGUACGCAGCUACGAACAGCUGUUGCUGCAUGUCAAAAACUGCUCUCACAUUCCGAUUGUUCGUCGUUGUCUUUACUGAUACAUUUCGCUUUCAAUUAAUGAUGCACGAAUAUUGAAUCCCUCUAGAUUCGGGGAAGAUUAUGCGACGCUAAAAGCGAGACUUUUGAAACCGUUGUCACAUGCCAUUGGACCAGACAAACCUCUUUCAACCCGAUACGGUGGUCUAGUAGCAAUUACGUUCUUUGGUCCCAAAGCUAUCAACGCCUUUGUUUUACCCUUGGCAUUGGAUUAUUGGAAGCAGUCGGAAACGCUGCUGUCAACGUGCAACAACCUGGAACAGCGAAUGGAGAUCCAAAUGUGCGAACAAGCCACUUUAAAUGCCCUGGGCGUAUUUUUAGGUCCCGCCAACAAGGAUGCACCCGAAGCAAUGGGUAUGGGGUGGGAGGAAUUGGAGGACACUUUUGGGGACAGGUUGGUCAUGCUUUGUACAAACGAAACAGAAUAUGCCACUUGCUUCAUUUAAUAGCUUGUUAAAGAUAUCCGAAAAAAGGUAAAAUGCCAAUGCAAAUUUUAUAUUCAGUACCGAUCUUGAUGUGGUUACGAACAAUAAAGUCAAUAUCUCCCA